Orcinus orca (killer whale) is the source of this 6698-nucleotide messenger RNA. It is a transcript of the gene CDC42BPB, whose product is annotated as CDC42 binding protein kinase beta. The transcript has 38 exons. Gene Ontology annotation, cellular component: cytoplasm; actomyosin; cytoskeleton. The coding region runs from base 242 to 5443 and encodes 1733 amino acids. The record is from RefSeq and is a predicted model, not a curated record. Gene Ontology annotation, molecular function: ATP binding; protein serine/threonine kinase activity. Lineage: Eukaryota; Metazoa; Chordata; Mammalia; Artiodactyla; Delphinidae. Gene Ontology annotation, biological process: peptidyl-threonine phosphorylation; actomyosin structure organization.
GCGGCGCCGAGGGGAGGAGACCAGCCCAUGGACCCGCGGGGCCCGGCGCCCCAGACGCUGCGCCGCCGGGACCGAGCCCAAGAUGUCGGCCUAGGCCGGGGCGCGACGACGCGGACGGGGCGGCGACGAGGGGCCGCGGCUGCCGAGGCUCGCGGCCGCCGGGACGCUGAGGGCUCGCCCUGACGGACUGGCCGAGCGGGCGGCGAGAGGCCGGCGCGUUGGGAGCGGGCCGCGCGGCACCAUGUCUGCCAAGGUGCGGCUCAAGAAGCUGGAGCAGCUGCUCCUGGACGGGCCCUGGCGCAACGAGAGCGCUCUGAGCGUGGAGACGCUGCUCGACGUGCUCGUCUGCCUGUACACCGAGUGUAGCCACUCGGCCCUGCGCCGCGACAAGUAUGUGGCCGAGUUCCUCGAGUGGGCUAAACCAUUUACACAACUGGUGAAGGAAAUGCAACUUCAUCGAGAAGACUUCGAAAUAAUUAAAGUAAUCGGAAGAGGUGCUUUUGGUGAGGUUGCUGUUGUCAAAAUGAAGAACACUGAACGCAUAUAUGCCAUGAAAAUCCUCAACAAGUGGGAGAUGCUUAAAAGAGCAGAGACGGCUUGUUUCCGGGAAGAACGCGAUGUGCUGGUGAAUGGGGACUGUCAGUGGAUCACCACGCUGCACUAUGCCUUUCAGGAUGAAAAUUAUCUGUACUUAGUCAUGGAUUAUUACGUGGGUGGUGAUUUACUGACCCUGCUCAGUAAAUUUGAGGACAAGCUUCCAGAAGAUAUGGCAAGAUUCUACAUUGGUGAAAUGGUGUUGGCUAUCGAUUCCAUCCAUCAGCUUCAUUACGUGCACAGAGACAUUAAACCUGACAAUGUCCUUUUGGAUGUGAAUGGUCAUAUCCGCCUGGCUGACUUUGGAUCGUGUUUGAAGAUGAAUGAUGAUGGAACUGUGCAGUCCUCUGUGGCCGUGGGCACCCCUGACUACAUCUCCCCAGAGAUCCUGCAGGCGAUGGAGGACGGCAUGGGCAAGUACGGCCCCGAGUGCGACUGGUGGUCUCUAGGUGUCUGCAUGUACGAGAUGCUUUAUGGAGAAACACCGUUUUAUGCAGAAUCCCUUGUGGAGACCUAUGGAAAGAUCAUGAACCAUGAAGAGCGGUUUCAGUUCCCAUCCCACGUCACAGACGUGUCCGAGGAGGCGAAAGACCUCAUCCAGAGGCUGAUCUGCAGUAGGGAGCGCCGGCUGGGACAGAAUGGGGUGGAGGACUUCAAGAAGCACGCGUUUUUCCAAGGACUGAACUGGGAAAAUAUACGAAACCUGGAAGCCCCUUACAUCCCGGAUGUGAGCAGUCCUUCCGACACGUCCAACUUUGACGUGGAUGACGACGUGCUGAGGAACGCUGCCAAGAACCCAGAGCCCAAGCCCCUGCCCCGGGUCCCCCACUCCUCCCUGCCCAGGCUCACGGAAAUAUUACCUCCUGGUUCUCAUACGGGCUUUUCUGGAUUACAUUUGCCAUUCAUCGGUUUUACAUUCACCACGGAAAGCUGUUUUUCUGACCGGGGCUCUCUGAAGAGCAUAAUGCAGUCCAGUACGUUAACCAAAGACGAGGGUGUGCAGCGGGAUUUGGAGAACAGCCUGCAGGUUGAAGCCUAUGAGAGGAGGAUCCGGAGGCUGGAACAGGAGAGGCUGGAGCUGAGCAGGAAGCUGCAGGAGUCCACCCAGACCGUCCAAUCCCUCCACGGCUCGGCCCGGGCCCUGGGCAGUUCAGCCCGGGAUAAAGAGAUCAAAAAGCUGAACGAAGAAAUCGAACGUUUGAAGAACAAAAUAGCAGAUUCAAAUAGGCUCGAGCGACAGCUUGAGGACACGGUGACUCUUCGCCAGGAGCACGAGGAUUCCACGCAUCGACUGAAAGGCCUGGAGAAGCAGUACCGCCUGGUGCGGCAGGAAAAGGAGGAUUUCCACAAGCAAUUGAUUGAGGCUUCCGAGCGGUUGAAGUCCCAGGCCCGAGAACUGAAAGACGCCCACCAGCAGCGGAAGCUGGCCCUGCAGGAGUUCUCAGAGCUCAACGAGCGCAUGGCCGAGCUCCGGUCCCAGAAGCAGAAGGUGUCCCGGCAGCUGCGGGACCGGGAGGAGGAGGUGGAGGCGGCCGUGCAGAAGAUGGACGCGCUGAGGCAGGAGGCCCGCAGGGCCGACAAGAGCAGGAAGGAGCUGGAAGCUCAGCUCGAGGACGCCGUGGCCGAGGCCUCCAAGGAGCGCAAGCUGCGUGAGCACAGCGAGAACUUCUCCAAGCAAAUAGAAAGUGAGCUUGAAGCCCUCAAGAUGAAGCAAGGAGGCCGUGGGCCAGGUGCCGCCUUAGAACAUCAGCAGGAGAUUUCCAAGAUAAAAUCUGAGCUUGAGAAGAAAGUCCUGUUUUAUGAAGAGGAAUUGGUGAGACGCGAGGCCUCCCACGUGCUGGAGGUGAAGAAUGUGAAGAAAGAGGUGCACGACUCUGAAAGCCAGCAGCUGGCCCUGCAGAAGGAGGUCCUGGUGCUGAAGGACAAGUUAGAGAAGUCCAAACGUGAGCGGCACAGUGAGAUGGAGGAGGCCGUGGGCACAGUCAAAGACAAGUACGAACGAGAAAGGGCGAUGCUGCUUGAGGAAAACAAGAAAUUAACUGCAGAAAACGAAAAGCUUUGUUCCUUUGUGGAUAAACUCACAGCUCAGAACAGACAGCUGGAGGAUGACCUGCAGGAUCUGGCAGCCAAGAAGGAGUCGGUUGCCCACUGGGAAGCCCAGAUCGCGGAAAUCAUUCAGUGGGUCAGCGACGAGAAGGAUGCCCGGGGCUAUCUUCAGGCCUUGGCUUCGAAGAUGACCGAAGAACUCGAGGCGCUGAGGAGCUCCAGCCUGGGGUCAAGGACACUGGAUCCCCUUUGGAAAGUUCGCCGUAGUCAGAAGCUGGACAUGUCUGCACGCCUGGAACUGCAGUCAGCUCUAGAGGCGGAGAUCCGGGCCAAACAGCUUGUCCAGGAGGAGCUGAGGAAGGUCAAGGACAUGAAUCUCUCCUUUGAAAGCAAACUAAAGGAUUCCGAAGCCAAGAAUAGAGAAUUAUUAGAAGAAAUGGAAAUUUUGAAGAAGAAGAUGGAAGAAAAGUUUAGAGCAGAUACUGGACUCAAGCUUCCAGAUUUUCAGGAUUCCAUUUUUGAGUACUUCAACACUGCACCUCUUGCGCACGAUCUGACGUUUAGAACCAGCUCAACUAGUGAGCAAGAAACACAAGCUCCAAAGCCAGAGGCGUCCCCACCAGUCUCUGUGGCCGCAACCACAGAACAGCAGGAGGACGUGGCUCGGGCCCCUCAGAGGCCACCCACCGUGCCGCUGCCCACCACACAGACCCUCGCUCUGGCGGGACCAAAGCCGAAAGCGCACCAGUUCAGCAUCAAGUCCUUCUCUAGCCCCACGCAGUGCAGCCACUGCACCUCCCUGAUGGUGGGGCUGAUCCGCCAGGGCUACGCCUGUGAGGUGUGCUCAUUUGCCUGUCACGUGUCUUGCAAGGACAGCGCUCCCCAGGUGUGCCCCAUACCCCCUGAGCAGUCCAAGCGGCCUCUUGGUGUGGACGUACAGAGAGGCAUAGGAACAGCCUACAAGGGCUACGUAAAGGUCCCCAAGCCGACCGGGGUGAAGAAGGGGUGGCAGCGGGCCUACGCAGUGGUCUGUGACUGCAAGCUCUUUCUGUACGAUCUGCCCGAGGGCAAGUCCACCCAGCCUGGCGUCGUGGCCAGCCAAGUCCUAGACCUCAGAGAUGAAGAGUUCUCUGUGAGCUCAGUCCUGGCUUCAGACGUCAUACACGCUUCACGCCGAGAUAUUCCGUGUAUAUUCAGGGUGACGGCCUCUCUCUUAGGUACACCUUCUAAGACCAGCUCGCUGCUCAUUCUGACGGAAAAUGAGAACGAAAAGAGGAAGUGGGUGGGGAUCCUGGAAGGCCUGCAGGCCAUCCUCCACAAGAACCGCCUGAGGAACCUGGUGGUGCACGUCCCGCAGGAGGCCUACGACAGCUCGCUGCCCCUCAUCAAGGCUGUCCUCACGGCCGCCAUCCUGGACGGGGACAGGAUCGCCGUCGGCCUCGAGGAAGGGCUCUACGUCAUAGAGGUGACCCGGGACGUGAUCGUCCGUGUGGCUGACUACAAGAAAGUGUACCAGAUCGAGCUUGCCCCCAAAGAGAGAGUCGCCAUCCUCCUCUGCGGCCGGAACCACCACGUCCACCUGUGUCCAUGGUCCUCCUUCGACGGCGUGGAGAGCAGCGUGGACGUCAAGCUUCCGGAGACGAAAGGCUGCCAGCUCAUAGCGACCGGGACGCUGAAGAAGAGCGGCCCCACCUGCCUGUUCGUGGCGGUGAAGCGGCUGGUGCUCUGCUAUGAGCUCCAGAGAACUAAGCCUUUCCACAGGAGGCUCAGCGAGCUUGUGGCCCCUGGCAAUGCACAGUGGAUGGCCGUGGUCAAGGACAAGCUCUGUGUUGGCUACCCUUCCGGGUUCUCUCUGUUGAGCACCCAGGGAGAUGGGCAGGCUCUAAACCUGGUAAAUCCCAAUGACCCCUCGCUUACGUUCCUCUCACAACAGUCUUUUGAUGCCCUUUGUGCUGUGGAGCUCAAAAGUGAGGAGUACCUGCUUUGCUUCAGCCACAUGGGACUGUACGUGGACCCGCAAGGCCGGAGGUCACGCACGCAGGAGCUCAUGUGGCCUGCGGCGCCCGUUGCCUGUAGUUGCAGCCCCGCACACGUCACGGUCUACAGCGAGUACGGCGUGGACGUCUUUGACGUACGCACCAUGGAGUGGGUCCAGACCAUCGGCCUGCGCAGGAUCCGGCCACUGAACUUGGAGGGCAGCCUCAACCUCCUCAACUGCGAGCCUCCCCGCCUGAUCUACUUCAAGAGCAAGUUCUCGGGAGCGGCUCUCAACGUGCCCGACACCUCUGACAACAGCAGGAAGCAGAUGCUGCGGACCAGAAGCAAAAGGCGGUUUGUCUUCAAGGUGCCGGAGGAGGAGAGGCUGCAGCAGCGGCGAGAGAUGCUCAGAGACCCGGAGCUGAGAUCCAAGAUGAUCUCCAACCCCACCAACUUCAACCACGUGGCCCACAUGGGCCCAGGCGACGGGAUGCAGGUGCUCAUGGACCUGCCUCUGAGCGCCAUGCCCCCCUCCCAGGAGGAGAGGCCCGGCCCUGCUCCCGCCAGCCUGUCCCGCCAGCCUCCGCCCAGGAACAAGCCCUACAUCUCGUGGCCCUCAUCAGGUGGAUCUGAGCCCGGCGUGGCUAUGCCUCUAAGAAGUAUGUCUGAUCCCGACCAGGACUUUGACAAAGAGCCUGAUUCGGAUUCCACCAAACACUCGACUCCAUCGAACAGCUCCAACCCCAGCGGCCCACCAAGCCCCAACUCCCCCCACAGGAGCCAGCUCCCCCUUGAAGGCCUGGAGCAGCCGUCCUGCGAUGCCUGAAGCUGCCGGUCACCGCAGCGGGGCCAGGGGCCCAGGUGGCCUCCUGUCAGUGCCAAGACUGAGCUGACCCUCCAGUGUUGUCCAAGGAAAUGUAGAAUCGAUUUGUAGAUACGGAGAUGAAGAAAAUACUUUAUUAUAAUAAUGAUUGGCUUUAUGCCGCACCGAGGCGGUAGGCCAGAUCUGCUCAUCUGCACAGCUGUUCCGUUUGCACACGAAGGACCGCCUGCGGCCCCUCCUGCCCAGAACCAGCUGAGGCAGUGCGGGGGGCCCGUGACGCCAGCCUCCUGCAGACCCCAGUGGCGCCGGGGGGCUCUGCAGGAAGCAGGCAGCUCGGGACGGCCUCGGUGCCGCGUCUGUUCCCUGUUCCCUGAAACUGUUUCCUAGGACCUUAGGAGAAUAGUAGGAAGUUGUGUAUCAUUCCCAGUGUCCCUAGAGUUUUGAAGACAGAGGAAAGUGGAGCUUAGUUUGUGGCCUUUUUAUUCAUUUAGCCAUUACAUAGUCAGAUGCAGAAGUCCUUCUGCCGACCUUGUAGCCAUGGACAGAGGCCCAUUCAAGUGAAGCCUGCCCUGUCCUGGUCCCUCAUGUGUGUCAGUCCGUUUCCGGUCACAACCACGAAGUGUCACCCGUAUCUACUACUGUGAAGUCAGCUGUGCUCCGUUUCCCGCUCGCUUCCACAGCUCUGCCUCCUGCUGUAAAACCAGUGAGUGUCGUGCAGCCGGGCCCCGAGGCCUGAGGGCCGAGAGGAGGCCAGAGCCCCGGGUAGCCCCGCGGCAGGUGCCAGGACCCCCGCCCCGCAUGGAGCCCCGUGAUCAGUGCCCUUCCGGAUCGUGUAGACUCGCCGCCACACUCCACCCGGUGGGCCGGCCGCAGCGCCCGCGUGUACCUGCCUGCCUUCCCCGCGGCAUUUGUGAGUAUCAGGCAGCCUCCUGUCUCUGUAAAGGCUUGCGAUUAACUUGCCCCGCUGGGCUUCUCCCUGUUCUCCCGCUGGUCGAUGUUCUCGGUGGCAACGCUGUUGAAGACGUGCACUUACCUUGAGUCGGCACUGAGUGACCUGGGCACCGUGGCCUGCCUGUGCGUGUCACACGCCCAGCACCCGCCUGCCCGCCCCCUGGGCCUUCUGCUGGGGCUGGCACCUGCUGGGGGUUCUGGUUUUUACUUUUUUAAUGUAAGUCUGAGUCUUUGUAAUUAUUGAAUUGUGAGAACAUUUUUGAACAAUUUACCUGUCAAUAAAGCAGAAGACGGCAGUUUUAAAGUU